Messenger RNA from Lolium perenne, 1569 nucleotides. RefSeq names its product transcription factor TGAL1. NCBI's taxonomy places the organism in Eukaryota, Viridiplantae, Streptophyta, Magnoliopsida, Poales, Poaceae. The record is from RefSeq and is a predicted model, not a curated record. Gene Ontology annotation, biological process: DNA-templated transcription; regulation of DNA-templated transcription. Gene Ontology annotation, molecular function: sequence-specific DNA binding; DNA-binding transcription factor activity.
CCAGUUCUCUAAGGAUUAGUGAUCUGUUGGCCCUAUGGUGCAACUCUUUCUACUACCUUCUUCUGCUGCUCUUCAUCUGUUAGCGAGAGAGCUCCCAAGUAUGUGUGAACUGUUCGGGUUUCAUUCUGAGAAUACUGAUGCGUGACUCUGCUCCGAAAACCUGCUCCAGCAGCUGUCUUCCCUGCUUCUUGCUGCACAACAAAAUCUGGCUGUGCUAACUGCUAGCAGUAAUUAACGACGGUCGUAAUUGGUAGCUGGGAAGAGUCGGACAUGGAUUACGCGAGCCCUGGUGGGACUGAUACAUCCACAGAUCUAGACGUCGAGAAGAUGAGCCCGGCGUUCGAACAUGGGCAUGUUGGUGCGCUCACACCUUCAGAAUCCAGUGGCAAGCCAAAUGGUAAACAGGGUCAAAAGACACUUCGUCGUCUUGCCCAAAACCGUGAAGCUGCAAGGAGAAGCCGGCUACGGAAAAAGGCAUAUGUCCAACAGCUUGAGAGUAGCAACCUGAAACUGGCUCAACUGGAGCAGGAGCUCCAGCGUGCUCGCCGGCAGGGCUUUUUGGUUUCUACUUCGGGAGAUCAGCCCCAUUCAGCCAAUGGAAAUGGGGCUUUGGCAUUCGGAGUGGAGUACGCACGGUGGCUGGAGGAGCACAGCAAGCAGUUAGAUGAGCUCAGAGCCGCCGUCAACGCCCACGCCGGCGACAGCGACCUUCAGGCGAUCAUUGACGCCAUCAUGGCACGCUGCCACGAAAUCUUCAGGCUGAAGGAUGCCGCGACCAAGGCCGACGCCUUCCAGGUCCUGUCGGGAACAUGGACGACCCCCGUCGAGAGGUGUUUCCUCUGGCUCGGCGGCUUCCGGCCAUCGGAGCUUCUCAAGUUACUCGCGAGUCGGCUGGAACCCCUGACAGAGAAGCAGCUCGAUAGUAUAUCUGUGCUGCAACAUUCCUCCCAGCAAGCCGAAGACGCUCUUUCUCGAGAGAUGGAAGCGCUGCGGCAGUCGGUCGUGGAAACCGUCGCCUCGUCGGGAUCGUCCUCGUCCCUGUGCCGCACAGCAGGCCCCUCUGGCGAUUACACGGGCCAAAUGGCGGUGGCAAAGCUUGGCGCUCUGGAAAUCCUCCUGCGGCAGGCUGAUGAUCUGCGGCUUCGGAUUCUUCAGGAAGUGCAGCGGAUACUGACCACCCGCCAAUGUGCACGAGCUCUGCUCGCGAUCAGCGACUACUUCUCCCGGCUGCGCGCUCUGAGCUCCCUCUGGAUUGCACGUCCGUCCACGUGAAAUGAACUGAGUUUCGACAAUUUUUUUUCGAAGCGGGAACUAUGUUUCGACAGUCAGUUAUAUUAUUACUGUAGAACAAACUGGAAUCCGUUCAGAAAAAAAGAAGCGAAUGUACUCAUUUCCUGCCCAUUAUGAGAGGUCUGCUCAUGGCCACCGUUCCACCUGUACUAUCGUUUUGGUUGUGCCAAACUAGGUUGCAGCUUUUAGACAGAACUAAUUAAGAGCCUUUUGGAAAAUUUAACCUUAAGUGAUCUUAGAAUUUACUUUUGAAAGAAAUGAAAACUUGCGUUAAUUUCA